Toxotes jaculatrix (banded archerfish) is the source of this 1706-nucleotide messenger RNA. RefSeq lists its product as uncharacterized. The coding region runs from base 275 to 1054 and encodes 259 amino acids. The record is from RefSeq and is a predicted model, not a curated record. Lineage: Eukaryota; Metazoa; Chordata; Actinopteri; Toxotidae. The transcript is spliced from 4 exons.
AGGAAUGAGUGUCCAAUCCUGAGGUGCAGGUGAGUCUGCCUCCGUGGCUGAUUGAUUUGAAUUCAGGAAACGCAGAGAGGUGUAACCAGGGCGACGCAGAGAGCAGCUCUGUGUUCAGGCUGAGGACUGGGUGACUCUGAACGCCACAUGGACGUUAAAGAAGCUGUGCUGUAACAUCUUGUAGGAAGACAUAGCCAUUCAUCACCAAGGACAAACACCUCACUCAAAGAAGACUUGCAGCCCCUGUUAAAAAAAAAAAGAACAAAAAGCAAAAAUGAAAGUGCCGGUGUUUCUAGCUUUGACAAUAGUCGUGACUGUCGCUUUGCUGGGGUUAAUUAAAGUACAGAAAAAGGAGGAGGACAAAGAGGCAAAACGGAACAAGUUUCAGGAUAUCAAGCUGCGGGUGACCUUCGAUGUGCUGGGAGAGUAUCAGAACGAGAACGACGAGACGCAGAAACUGCUGGAUAAGACCCAAAGUGACCUGAAAGCGCUGGAGGAGGAGGCGAACAUGCUCCAGACCAAAGCGGAUAAGACGAAGGGUGAUGUGGACAUUUGUAAGGGAGACCAGAAAUCUGCAAGUGAUGAACUGGCAUCUGCAGAGGCAGAGUUCAAUAAUCUAAAAGCUGAAAGCGAUAAGGAGACGGCCAGCUGGAAAACAGAAGUGGAAACACUGGAACAGCAACUAGCAGCACAGAGCGCAGUGUGUGGCUUUUUGAAAAAAGAUUCACAAGCAGCAAGCACAUUGUGUGGCCAACAAGUUGUGGAGGCCCCUAAACAAGAGGAACCAAAGGCAGAAGGCCCUAAACAAGAAGAGCCAAAGGCAGAGGCCCCUAAAGAAGAGAAGCCAGAAGCAGAGGCCCCUAAAGGAGAGCAGCCAAAGGCAGAGGCCCCUAAACAAGAGCAGCCUAAGGCAGAUGCCCCUAAAGCAGAAGAGCCAAAAGCAGAGGCUCCUAAACAAGAAGAGCCAAAAGCAGAGGCCCCUAAAGAGGAGCAGCCAAAGGCAGAGGCUCCUAAACAAGAAGAGCCAAAGGCAGAGGCCCCUAAGCAGAGAUGAGGAAUUACAACCUGUGUUGUCCAGCAUGUAGCUUUACUGGGUUGAUGUCUGCAAAGAUCUAAAGUAGGACUGCACUCACUUAUAGGGAUGUGAAUCUGUUAUUUAUUUUUAAGCAACAAAAGGAAGAAGAAUGAUGACACAUUUAGGAGUAGGGCACAUACUUUUGUGUUUGUGUGUGUGUGUGUGCGUGUGUGUGUGCGUGUGUGUGUGUGUAUGUGUGUAUGUUUAUGUCUGCAGAUAAAAUGCUUUGUAAUAAACAUGUUGUGGUGGCUAGGUUCAAGAGUUCACUCACAUUUGUGGGAACUGUAAAGCAAUGUGAGAAAUGUAGGAAAUUACUGACUAAAUAGAGGAGUGAUGCGAUGUGAUGUGGGUGGACCUGCAGGUUCCUACUUUAAAUAAACAUGAAGGAGAUAAAUACUUCCUCCACCUGCUCGGCUUCACGUCGUCUGGAGCUCGAUCACUCGCUGUGCAGCAACAGUGUCUGUCUGCCGUAAUUCAUUUUGGAUUCAUGGUAAAAAGAAAAUAAGUGCGCAGCUAUGAACUGACUGUUUUUAAAAAAGAAGGUUUAUAUGCUUACAGAACCAUGUCAAUAAUGUACUAAUUUUGAAAAAAAUCUUUUCCAGGAAAAUAAAGUGUCAUUAAUGACCAUUUA